Messenger RNA from Rhizophagus irregularis DAOM 181602=DAOM 197198, 453 nucleotides. NCBI's taxonomy places the organism in Eukaryota, Fungi, Glomeromycota, Glomeromycetes, Glomerales, Glomeraceae. The record is from RefSeq and is a predicted model, not a curated record.
AGAAUGUUAUGCUAAUUUAAUGAAAAGUUGCUGGGAUCCUGAUCCAAAAAAAAGACCUUCUAUAAGUGAAAUUUGGGAUACUUGUAGUCUAUGGUAUAAUCAUUAUAGAUCUGUUUCAAUUAUUAGCAGUUCCGAUUACAUUAUUCAAUUUGCCCAAGCUGAAUUAAAAAGGAAAGAUUUAAUAGUUUCGAAGAAGCUUGGUUCCAAGUUUAGUGAAAAGCCUCAUCCAAAAGCUAUUUAUACAAGUAGAUCAUUAAAUUCUUACAUUUCUAAAUGUUCAUCUAUAUUUUCUAAAUAUUCAUCUAUCAAUUUUUCAUCAAAUGGUAUGUAUACUAUUUUGAUAAAAGUCAUCUUUGGAUAGUUAAAUUAAAUUUCUUUUUUUAUAGACUACACCUCAAAUGAUCUAGAAUUUGACAUAGAUAUUAAAAGUAGUGAACUCAACGUAAUCGGAAC